AUGGCUGCGGUCGACUCCUCACCAAGGGCAGGCUCUGGUCCUUCGAGCCCCAUCCAGCGGAAACCAGUUGCUACCACUCAAGCAUCGCCACAACGCAGCCUACGGGAAAAGGGGAAAGCAUUGCCUCCUAUCCCCAUGUCCGAAGGCUCGCGACUGGGGCAGUCGCCUGUAUCGCCAGUCAAGAUGAACUUCCAACAGGACAACUGGGCGCAACCUUCCACCGCAACCAUAGAAACAGGAGAGCCACCAAACUACCAGCAAGAGCCACCUGCACCACCAGCACAUAAACCAUCAAUAGAGUUCUCGCAGCCGGAAGGGACCGUACGACGUGCAAGAGAGGCCUCGCUAGACUCGUAUCCUCCGACACAAGGGCGCACGAACCUGCCCGGACCUGCGAGUCCAACACACGGUUCUGACUUUGAUUUCCAACUGGACUCGAACCUCGGAGGCAGUGAGGCUUCAACAGAAGCGGCCAGCAGCACCACGCAGACGCCCACGAAGCAGGAGGAUAACAGGCACAGUCGCGAGACAGACACCUCCGGGUCUACGCCCAGUUUGUCGAACCCACACACAUCGACCGGCGCGUCAGUGGUAACAAGUGCAAGCUCAGUCUCCAACUCGUUGGACAACGGACAAGGCAGGAAAUCAGAAGAUGCUUCUACUGUCGGCUCCAUCCCUGAGGAUCCUGGCCAGGUUCAGCUUGUGCCACAGCUACAGUACCACCACCAACCCUUCGUGCCUAGGACAGCAUCCUCCGCGAACGAACAGAACCCGCGGGCCGUGUCGACGCCGGACCUAAUAGAGAACGGCACGGCCGUCAACCGCCAUUUGACACCCGUUUCUAAUAUGAGGAGAAGUUCAAUGCCACGGCCGCAGUCAACAUACUCCGUCCAUUCUGACCGUGGCCGGUCGUCCGCAUAUUAUGGGAAUUCAAGCCCACGCGCCCCAUCGUCACAUUCGGCAAGGAAGUCACCAGACAACCGCCAAUCCACAUACGCCGAGCUCCUCAAUGUGCCCUACCCGCAGCCAGCUCCAGCGCCGCUCACAAUUGACAACUCUCAGCUGCGAAAUGUAGUAGGAUCUAAUGCCUCUCUGCUGAGCUCGCAGAAGACGCUUGACAUGUACCGACAGAACGUAAAGAAGACGAAUGACGUUUCGCUACAGUAUUCAUUUGCGGUCUACCUGAUAUCAACAGCGCAGGAUCAGGGAUUAGACGUCACGAAAGCUCAGCCGAAACCGUCGUCGAAGUCGGGGCACAGUCGCGAUGGCUCAUUCGUUGACGAGACUGGAUCUGGCCCGCAUGAACUAGUGAGAGAAGCUCGAGCCAUCCUGCAAAAGCUUGCCAACGCCGGGUACCCCUUUGCCCAAUACUACCUCGCGGAUGGCUAUGCGUCAGGACUGUUCAGCAAGGGAAAGGAAGACUACAACUCAGCCUUUCCUCUGUUUGUCUUGGCGGCCAAGCAUGGCCAUGCAGAGUCUGCGUAUAGGACCGGAUUGUGUUACGAGUUCGGGUGGGGGUGUCGAAAAGACCCGGCCAAGGCUGUCCAGUUCCUACGAACAGCCGCCUCCAAGCGACAUCCAGGAGCCAUGACGAGACUCGGAAAAGCUUGUUUGUCUGGCGACCUUGGUGAAAAGCGCUAUCGUGAGGGUCUGAAAUGGCUGAAGCUGGCGACCGAGUCCGCGGACGCAAUGUACAAUGCAGCACCUUAUCACCUGGGUUGCCUUUACGAGACGGGGUACGGCGAGGAUAUCUUCAAAGACGAAGGGUACGCUGCCGAACUAUUGACGCAAGCUGCCGAUCUUGGUCAUCCGGAAGCCAACUACCGUAUGGGCGACGCCUACGAACACGGCAAGCUCCAAUGUCCACGGGACCCCGCGUUGAGUGUGCACUUCUACACUGGCGCUGCGGAGCGAGGCCACGCUGCAGCCAUGAUGGGUCUCUGCGCUUGGUAUAUGGUCGGAGCGGAGCCUGUCCUGGAGAAGGACGAGGAGGAGGCAUGCGAAUGGGCGCGUAGGUCUGCUGAGCUGGGUUACGUCAAGGCGCAAUACGCGGUCGGCUACUUUACGGAGAUGGGCAUCGGCUGCAGGAGAGACAUCCUUGAAGCUAACGUCUGGUAUGUCAAGGCCGCAGAUGCUGGGGACGAUCGAGCCAGGCAAAGACUCAAUGCCAUCCGGGCGGCAGCAAGCGGCGGUAUGCCGAUGGAGGUUGGGCCCGCAAAAGCCCACAACCUUAGGAAGACGAAGAGCGGCACGAAAGAGGACAACUGCCUGGUGAUGUGA
Molecule: messenger RNA, 2280 nt
Organism: Diaporthe citri
Lineage: Eukaryota; Fungi; Ascomycota; Sordariomycetes; Diaporthales; Diaporthaceae
Exons: 2
Coding region: 1-2280 (759 amino acids)
Molecular function (GO): protein binding
Source: RefSeq, a predicted model, not a curated record